AUGGAGUACAGAAGCAACAAGCAAAAGUUUAACCCCAACAGGAGCAAGUGCAAAAAGUGCAACAGUCAACUCCACUUUGACGGAAAAUACUGCUCUACAUGCGCCUACAAAUUGGGCAAAUGCCACUUGUGCGGAAAAACCAUAUCGGACAACUCGUCCCACAAUAUGUCCAUCAUCUAA
This is a messenger RNA of Plasmodium fragile, 180 nucleotides long. RefSeq lists its product as uncharacterized. The transcript is spliced from 3 exons. The record is from RefSeq and is a predicted model, not a curated record. The coding region runs from base 1 to 180 and encodes 59 amino acids. NCBI's taxonomy places the organism in Eukaryota, Apicomplexa, Aconoidasida, Haemosporida, Plasmodiidae.